CUAAAACUUAUAUUUUCCUACCAUAAGAUAGAUUUCUUACGUGCGCCUUCCUCUUCGACCGAGUUUCGCAAUUUGGUCAAACCACAUCGUUUUUAAUUUGGGUCAGUGAUCUUUCGACCCGGCAUCAUCUCUUCUGGUCCAAUAGUAAUGAAACUGGGCCAUGUUAGGCCCAUUUAUUAGCGGGACCAUCUUUGUUACAGUGCUCUUUCCCGCACCAUAACACUUGACUCCGUCGUCUCGCCGGUUGAUAAACCGCACCGCCUCUUGGUGACUCAGCAAGCACGUCGAGCAUAACUUGGUCGUCUCCAGCUCUAUCGACUCUCGAUACAUACGUGGUCUCCACCAGAAGAAGCCACGUGUGGAUGUCGUCAGUUCCACACAGAACACUCUUCGCAAUUUCUCUCAGAAUCCAUCUUCCUGCUACUCCUGGAACCUCCUCCUCUCUUCUCCGAUCAUCUUCUCCUUACGUUACCUUAGCUCGCUCCCUCUGUUUUAACUCGUCAGUUAGAUUUUCUCCGUCGAGUAUGCCUAAGAAGCAGAAAAAGAGAGCUCACGCUGAACAGAAAUGGCAAGUGAAGCCGAACAUGGAUGCUCCAUCUGAACCCAGCGAUCGUUCAGCAUCUAAUGUUGCAGAAGCAGUAAACGGCCAACUUGGUGGGUUGAGUCUUGAGGAAAGCAACACCAAUGUCCCUGUCAACCACAAUGUCCAAAAUCUAGUAUGGAAGCCUAAGUCAUACGGAACCGUUUGUGUAUCAUCUUCGGCUUCAGAAGUUGGUAAAGCAUCGGUUGUAUCACAGACGGGAGAUGCAACACCUCAAAAAGCUGGUCUCCAUCACAGCAAAGUUUUCGGAGGUAAUUUCUUGGAGAAUUUUACCGUGGACAAGUCGAGUUAUUGUCAUGCCCAGAUCAGAGCCACUUUCUAUCCCAAGUUUGAGAACGAGAAGACUGACCAAGAGAUAAGAACACGAAUGAUUGAGAUGGUAUCUAAAGGGUUGGCAACGCUGGAGGUUUCUCUUAAGCACUCAGGCUCUCUCUUUAUGUAUGCGGGUCACACGGGGGGAGCAUAUGCAAAGAACAGUUUUGGUAAUAUUUAUACUGCGGUUGGCGUUUUUGUUCUUUCACGUAUGUUCAGGGAGGCUUGGGGAACUAAGGCUUUAAAGAAGGAGACAGAAUUCAAUGGUUUUAUUGAGAAAAAUCGCAUGUGCAUAUCUAUGGAACUGGUAACAGCUGUUCUUGGAGAUCAUGGUCAACGCCCACAGGAUGAUUUUGUGGUAGUGACGGCUGUUACCGAGUUAGGUAAUGGUAAGCCCAAGUUCUAUUCAACUUCCGAAAUAAUUGCAUUUUGCCGGAAAUGGCGUCUACCAACAAACCACGUUUGGCUGUUUUCCACAAGGAAAUCAGCGUCCUCUUUUUUCGCCGCAUUUGAUGCACUCUGCGAAGAAGGGACAGCAACCUCAGUCUGUAGGGCUCUUGAUGAAGUAGCUGAUAUCUCGGUCCCAGGCUCUAAGGACCAUGUGAAGGUGCAAGGUGAGAUAUUGGAGGGUCUUGUGGCGCGUAUCGUGAGCAGUGGGAGCGCCAUAGAUAUGGCAAAUGUCUUGAGAGAUCAUCCUCCACCACCCUGUGAUGGAGCUAAUCUUGAUUUGGGACUCAGUCUAAGAGAGAUAUGUGCUGCCUAUAGAUCUAACGAGAAACAGCAAAUGAGAGCGCUUUUAAAGAGUGUUGGCCCAAGCUUUUGCCCCAGUGACUUGGAUUGGUUUGGAGAUGAAUCUGUUGAUUCUCAUCCUAAAAAUGCUGACAAAUCUGUUGUAACAAAAUUCCUGCAAUCUCAGCCUGCAGAUUAUUCGACUAGUAAAUUACAGGAAAUGGUACGCUUGAUGAAGGAAAAACGUAUUCCAGCCGCAUUCAAGUGUUACAACAAUUUUCAUAGAGCUAAUGACUUAUCACCGGACAACCUAUUUUAUAAAAUGGUUGUCCAUGUGCACAGUGAUUCAGGCUUUAGGCGUUACCAGAAAGAGAUGAGGAACAUGCCUAGUUUGUGGCCUUUAUAUCGAGGUUUCUUUGUUGAUAUUAAUCUGUUCAAGUCAAACAAAGGGAGUGAUCCGAUGGCUGUCAAAAGCAUUGAUAAUGCGGCCAGUGAAAAUUGUGGUCAACUAGGAAAGGAUGGUUUGGCUGAUGAUGAUGCUAACUUAAUGAUCAAAUUGAAGUUUCUCACAUACAAGUUGAGAACCUUUCUGAUCCGCAAUGGCCUAUCAAUUCUAUUUAAAGAGGGUCCAGCAUCUUAUAAAACCUUCUACCUUAGGCAAAUGAAAAUAUGGGGCACUUCAGAUGGAAAGCAGAAAGAACUUUGCAAGAUGCUUGAUGAAUGGGCUGCUUACAUAACAAAAAAGUGUGGGAAUAGGCAGCUAUCGUCAUCGAUAUAUCUUAGUGAAGCUGAGCCAUUCCUGGAGCAGUACGCGAAACGGAACCCAAAGAAUCAGGCUUUGAUAGGGUCUGCUGGGAAUCUUGUGAGAGCUGAGGACUUCUUGGCCAUUGUUGACGGUGAUCUAGAUGAAGAAGGCGAUCUUGUGAAGAAAGAGGGAGUGACACCAGCCACUCCUGAUCCAGCUGUGAAGGAAGCUGUUCAGAAGGAUGAGGGCUUAAUUGUAUUCUUCCCAGGAAUUCCUGGAUGUGCCAAAUCUGCACUUUGUAAGGAGUUAUUGAACGCCCCAGAAGGCUUUGGAGAUGAUCGGCCAGUGCAUACUCUGAUGGGUGAUCUUGUCAAAGGAAAAUAUUGGCCGAAGGUUGCUGAUGAACGUCGUAAAAAGCCACAGUCAAUUAUGUUGGCUGACAAAAAUGCCCCAAAUGAAGACGUCUGGAGACAGAUUGAAGACAUGUGUCGGAGAACUAGGGCUUCUGCAGUUCCAGUCGUUACUGAUUCUGAAGGAACCGAUUCAAAUCCAUAUUCACUUGAUGCCUUAGCUGUUUUUAUGUUCCGUGUACUUCAUCGAGUUAACCAUCCGGGGAAUCUCGACAAGGCAUCUCCGAAUGCAGGCUAUGUGCUAUUGAUGUUCUAUCACCUUUAUGAGGGAAAGAACCGCAACGAAUUUGAGAGUGAAUUGAUUGAGCGCUUUGGCUCCCUCGUCAAGAUGCCACUGUUGAGAUCAGACAGGAAUCCAUUACCUGAUCCUGUAAAAUCGAUUCUUGAGGAGGGCAUAGACUUGUUCCAGCUCCACAAUAGAAGACAUGGGAGACUUGAGUCGACAAAAGGAACAUAUGCAGCGGAAUGGACCAAAUGGGAGAAACGGCUGCGAGAUACUUUAGUUGCAAAUUCUGAGUAUCUCAAAUAUAUUCAGGUUCCUUUUGAGUCAGCGGUUCAGCAAGUGCGAGAAGAGCUAAAAAGAAUCGCAAAGGGUGAAUACAAACCACCAAGUUCACAGAAGACAAAACAUGGGUCUAUAGUCUUCGCUGCCAUCAACUUGCCUGUUACCCAAGUCAACAGUCUUGUUGAAAAACUGGCCGCAGAAAACCCGACAGUGAGAUCUUUUCUAGAAGGGAAGAAGAAGAGCAUAAAGGAAAAACUUGAACGGGCUCACGUGACGCUUGCCCACAAGAGAAGCCACGGGGUCGCAGCUGUAGCCAGCUACGGUCAGCACUUGAACAGAGAGGUACCAGUAGAGCUGACCGAGCUCAUCUUCAACGACAAGAUGGCUGCUCUUACAGCACAUGUGGGAUCUGUGGACGGAGAGACCAUAGUCCCCAAGAACGAAUGGACACAUGUUACCUUGUGGACUGCGGAAGGCGUUACUGCCAAAGAGGCCAACACUUUACCUCAGCUUCACUCCGAUGGAAAGGCGAACCGCACUGUGAUAGAUCCUCCGGUCUCAAUCUCAGGUCCUCUGGAGUUUUUCUGAAUACAAGUUGCUCGUGGAAUGGGACAGUUAUGCUAUUUUAAUCAGUUGUUACCAUUGUCAUGAGAUUUUGAGGUUAUGGAGCAUUUUCUUAUUAUUUGAUAGUUAAUGAAUCCAUUAACCAUGGCCACCUUACCUUAUUAAUAUUGGCCACUAACAACACUACGACGAUAAUUUCGAGUUUAGCUACAAAUCAAGUAAUUGAACCUGUCGGGUCAAUGUAUCUCAUUAUCGUUCGCUUAGCUCUGAGGAUAUCAGUUUGUAGCUAACCUUUACAGUUUUGGCAAUCCUUUCCUCUGAUCACAGUUGCUUCACCUUGCUUUGAUCGAAUUAGUACACAUAGGAUUUCCAUCUUUUCUUUAAAAGCUUCAUCUUUUUUUCUGUGUGC
Messenger RNA from Thlaspi arvense, 4275 nucleotides. The record is from the annotation of a GenBank genome assembly. NCBI's taxonomy places the organism in Eukaryota, Viridiplantae, Streptophyta, Magnoliopsida, Brassicales, Brassicaceae.